AUGACCAUACGGCAGUCUCCCUCGCCCUUUACGCUGGAAUUUGACUCCCUAGUACAGAAGCAGUUGGAGAAAUGGAAGGUGCCCGGCAUUACAAUCUCCGUGGUUCACGGCUCGAGCACUUAUGCGAAAGCCUACGGCAUUGCAGAAUUCCCAGACCAAAAGAUGACUGUUGAUUCUCUAUUCACCACGUGCAGCACCACCAAAGCAUUCACUGCUGCUGCGGUAUCCAUGGUGAUGGACGACAAAAAGGAGACCCCCUCACCUCUCAGAUGGGAUACGCCAAUAGCAUCCUUAAUUCGAGGUGACUUUGUUUUGGCCGACGACAAUGCCACAAUGAGCACUACUCUGGAAGAUGCUCUGUCACAUCGGUCUGGCUUACCAGGUCAUAUAUUUGCGAUGACAGGCGCAUAUCCGGAUGAAACGUUGCGCGAAGCGGUCCGGAAACUCAGACACCUUCCUCUGGCAUAUCUACCGCGAACAACAUUCGACUAUUGCAACCACAUGUUUAUGGUAGUCUCUCAUGUCUUGGAGCAGAUCACAGGUGAAUCGCUGGGCGAGUUCCUGCAAAAGCGCGUCUGGAGCCCACUCAAUAUGAACGACACGUACUUUUCUGUCCAGGAUGUCAAAAGGUGUCCAUUAACUAGUCCAAAGCUAGUCCAAGGCUAUACGUGGGUUCCAGAAAAGGGCUGCUAUGUGGCCGAGCCACAUAUGAAUUAUGCACCCACGACUGGAACAGGGGCUAUUGUUAGCAAUGUUCUUGAUUAUGCAAAAUGGUUGCGAGCCAUGAUAUACAAAAAGGCGCCAGUAUCGCCAGAAGGGCAUACAUCGAUCAUUCAUCCCCGGACCGUCGUCUCCAAAGACGAUGGGGAUACUGUAUACCCCCCUGCACCUUACCACCUGUACGCUCUGGGCUGGUUUGUGGACACUUAUCAGGGUCAACAAUUAUACUGGCAUAGCGGGAGCUGGGCUGGAUUCGGGAUCAUGGUGGGCUUCAUCCCUGAGAAGCAGUUUGGGUUUUCAAUAAUGGGGAAUACUCAAAGGGCUAGAAACGCGCAGUUGGAGUUAUAUCUAUACCUCAUCGAUACGUUACUGGGAGUGUCGGGUAGUGAGCGGGAACAGUUUGUCCAAGAUAUGACGAAGAGGAUGUCCGACAUCACGGAAAAAAGAUCCGAAAGCAUCUGCGAGACGAAGAAACGAUUGUUCCCUUCGUUGCCGGCCAGGCCACUGCCCCAUACCCUCCCAUUGCAUGCGUAUACUGGAAUCUACAGCCACCCGGGUUAUGGCAUCAUUGCACUGAGGGUCGAAGAUGGACAAUUGCAGGCGGACCUAAGCGAUCGGGUGGAAGCGAUGACCAUCCAUUUGGAACAUACCACGGGGGAAUUUUUCGUGGCGAUAAUGUGUACAGCCAGUACGUCUGAGUGCGUCCGGGCUGAAUUCUAUGUCGACUCAGCUGGGACGGCACGGAAACUUGGGAUGGAGUUAGAGCCAGCAUUAGGGGGACAAAAAAUUUGGUUUGGCCGCUGUGGAUAA
Messenger RNA from Aspergillus bombycis, 1530 nucleotides. RefSeq lists its product as uncharacterized. Bases 1 to 1530 code for a protein of 509 amino acids. Lineage: Eukaryota; Fungi; Ascomycota; Eurotiomycetes; Eurotiales; Aspergillaceae. The transcript has 2 exons. The record is from RefSeq and is a predicted model, not a curated record.